Molecule: messenger RNA, 741 nt
Organism: Rotaria sordida
Lineage: Eukaryota; Metazoa; Rotifera; Eurotatoria; Philodinida; Philodinidae
Source: the annotation of a GenBank genome assembly
AUGUCGAAAAAAGUACUCAUUAUUCAACAUGCAGUCGGUGCUCAUCUUGCUUAUAUAACAACAUUUUUCUCUGAAAAUAAUAUUCCAUUUGAAAUUCUUCCUAUUUUUGAUCCUGAUUUUCAAUUAGAAUUUCCAGAUAAUAAUACAAAUAAUUAUUCAGCUAUUGUUAGUCUUGGUGGACCUCAAAGUACAUACCAAGAUGAUAUAUAUCCAUAUUUAAAGUGGGAAAAAUCAUAUCUUGCUGCUCAACUUGCUUUGAAUAUACCUAUUCUAGGUUUAUGUCUCGGAGCACAAUUACUUGCUGAUGCUAUCGGUGGACACGGUCAUUUAGGUAAAUAUGGUUAUGAAGUUGGUUAUGUUCAAUAUGAACUAACAUCUGAAGGAAAACAUGAUCCAAUUAUAUCAAAAUUAUUUGAAGAACAACAAAAUAAACCAUUAUGGAUUAUGCAUCAUCGAGAUUCGUUUGAUUUGCCAUCAAAUGCAUCAAUUUUAGCUUAUACAUCAAAGAAUUAUAUUGCUGCUUAUCGAAUCGGUUCUGCAUUUGGUGUACAAUUUCAUCCAGACAUAUCAUUUACUGAAUUUAACGAAUUAGUACAAAGAACAAGUAAAAAUCGACCAGAAGCAUAUAGAAAUCUUGAUAUAGAUGAAAUUCUACGUCAAGCAGAAGCAUGUGAAGUUCAAGCAGAUAAAUCAAGACGAUUAUUUUUUGAAACAUGGUGGAAUUCUAUUCAAAAGCAAUAA